Messenger RNA from Sciurus carolinensis (gray squirrel), 519 nucleotides. RefSeq names its product ferritin light chain-like. The transcript has a single exon. Gene Ontology annotation, cellular component: cytoplasm. Bases 1 to 519 code for a protein of 172 amino acids. Gene Ontology annotation, molecular function: ferrous iron binding; ferric iron binding. NCBI's taxonomy places the organism in Eukaryota, Metazoa, Chordata, Mammalia, Rodentia, Sciuridae. Gene Ontology annotation, biological process: intracellular iron ion homeostasis; iron ion transport. The record is from RefSeq and is a predicted model, not a curated record.
AUGAGCACCCAGGGCCACCAGAGUUAUACCCGUGAGGUGCAGGCCGCCCUCGAUCGCCUGAUCAACAUGCAUCUGCAGGCCUCUUGUACCUACCUCUCUCUGGGCUUCUAUUUCGAAGGUAACCGCGUGGCUCUGGAGGGCGGUUUCUUCUUCAAGUUGGCUGAGGAGAAGCGUGAGGGUGCACAUCGCCUCCUGAUGCAAAACAAGUUCAGUGACCGCUCCCUCUGCCAGGGUGGGCAGAAGCUGACCCAAGAGGAGUGGCAUGAUUGCCUGGAUGCCGUGGAAGCUGCCCUCAUCCUGGAGAAGAAUCUGAACCAGGCUCUUUUGGAUCUUCAUGCCCUGGGUUUGGUCAACACAGACCCCCAACUCUGCUUUUUUCUGGAGAGCCACUUCUUAGACCAGGAGGUGAAACUCAUCAAGAAGUUGGGUGAGCAUCUGACCAAUCUCCGCAGGCUGGCUGGCCCAGAUGCGGGCCUGGGCGAGUACCUCUUCAGAAAGCUCACCCUCAAGGGUGAUUAG